This is a messenger RNA of Molossus molossus (Pallas's mastiff bat), 2005 nucleotides long. It is a transcript of the gene MALSU1, whose product is annotated as mitochondrial assembly of ribosomal large subunit 1. Gene Ontology annotation, cellular component: mitochondrion. Gene Ontology annotation, molecular function: ribosomal large subunit binding. The record is from RefSeq and is a predicted model, not a curated record. Gene Ontology annotation, biological process: negative regulation of translation; negative regulation of ribosome biogenesis. The transcript is spliced from 11 exons. Bases 1 to 705 code for a protein of 234 amino acids. NCBI's taxonomy places the organism in Eukaryota, Metazoa, Chordata, Mammalia, Chiroptera, Molossidae.
AUGGGUCCGGGAGGCUGUGUGGCUCGGCGGCUCUGGACGCUGCUGGGGUUUAGAGCCCUUUCCCCGGCAGCAGGCUCUGCGGCGGGCGCUGGGUGCCGGCUUCGGUUGCUGGCCGCGGAACGGCUUCCCGCGGGACCAGCGCUCAGCCGGGCCUGCUUGACCGCUGACCGUGCGCGCGGCCUGCACGGCGGGCCCGGCCUGGAGGAGCGGACCGAGGGGGCAGCCAGCGAGGGGCGCCGGGAAUCUGGCGCUGCAGAUCAUGCUGGUCCCAAGUUUGACAUUGAUAUGUUGGUUUCACUUCUGAGGCAAGAAAAUGCAAGAGACAUUUGUGUGAUCAAGAUUCCUCCAGAAAUGAAAUAUACAGAUUACUUUGUGAUCGGUAGUGGAACUUCUACCCGACAUUUACAUGCCAUGGCCUACUACAUUGUGAAAAUGUACAAAUUCCUAAAAAGUAAAAGUGAGCCUUAUGUGAAGAUUGAAGGGAAGGACACUGAUGACUGGCUGUGUGUGGACUUUGGCAGCAUGGUGAUUCAUUUGAUGCUUCCAGAGACCAGAGAAACAUAUGAACUAGAGAAAUUAUGGACCCUACGUUCUUAUGAUGACCAGUUAGCUCAAAUAGCACCUGAGACAUUACCUGAAGACUUCAUUCUUGGAAUAGAAGAUGACACUUCAUCCCUGACUCCAGUGGAGUUCAAAUGUGAAUAAAAUACUGUUUUAGUCAUUUUGGAUUCAGAUUGAGUCACUUCUCAAAUAUAGCCCCUAAACCCCACCUAAUUGGGUAUCUGAAAAAUGAAGCUGCAUUUGGGGCACAUUACAAAUGAGGAAUGAUCCAUAUGCGGAAAGCACCACACCUCACAGCCUGCCCAUGUGUCAUGCAGUCCCCGUGCGCCAUUUAUUCCAGAGGGACACUGCCUUGUUCCAGAAAGAUUUUAUGCUUUUUACAAAGCACACACAACCUAGAAAGGUAAAACAAAGGAGGUGAAGAAAUAAGACCAUAGGGCCCUAACAGAAAAGACAAGACGAAGUCAGAGGUGAAGGAUAUUCACAGGACACAAGCUGCUUCCCAGUGGAUUUCUGCCAGACGCCUAUCGGCAAAACUGCCUUUGGACUUGUUGGCAGACUUAAUGUUAUAGCUUGAAAAACAAAAGAACAAAGCUGCUCAGCUGAAAGUUUGCAUAACUGGUGAAGUCUGCCAAUGAGUAAUUCCUAAUCAUCCAUCGUGAGGAGAUACAAGAAUGAGCAAACAGGCAGCAAGGACGAAGAGGCAGUCUUAGCGAGGACCUGACUGCUCUGAGAGCUCUGAAGGAGAGCAAGCUCCGAAGGAGUGGCAGCGUAGCCGCGGUAGAGGACCACCAGGGCGCUGAGGGCAGAUCUGCCCACCUUGCGUUCUCUAGCCCAGGUUCUAAAGAUACCACAGACCUUCGGCAGUGCUCUUCAGCCAGAAGAAAAGUGAAGCCGAAGGGAACAAAGGACUGGAAGCAGCAGUGGUAGAAAUGGCCAGGUGUUGUGUUCUAGCAAACACACCACCAGUGGAAGUGGGAAAAGCUAUCCUCAGGCAGUGUCCUUAAAGGAGGUGACUGCCAAUGUUUGAUCUUCGUCCUUGCUGGCUGGAACCAGAUCCAGGGGCUGGAGCAUGAGCAGUCAUCUAGUACAGGAAAUGGUGAGAAACCAAACCCAAAGCAAAGAGGAGACUGACCUGUGGUGGUGCAAACCCCGAGCAGAGCUGGGCUAGAGCUGGGCUAGAGCUGGGCUAGAGCUGGGCGCUCACCUCCAGGGCUCCUUCCACCUGCUCCCUCUCUACAUCACCUUCAGCUGUAGUGGAAAGUGUCACUUAAGACAUAAUGAAUCAAUUCACACUUGAAAUGGAACUGGAAUUCUGAAGCCUAUCCUUAGGUGAAUGGGCUUUGUCAUAUGAUUUCCAAGCCCAAACACACUGGAGUGACGGACAAGGUGCAGGGGAAGGUGCGAAUGCUGCUGACGGUCACGGCAGAAACACAUGGUAAGA